AUGAAAAAGGAAAUUGAUGUACACCCUAUUCCAGAAGAAAAUUACAGUGAAUUUGAAGACAAUAUUAGGAAAAGAAAAAAGAAAAAAAGUAGACAACAGAAUAUUUUGUCUCCAGAAAAUGUUGAAUCUGAAUCAGGAACAACAGGACAUAGGGAUAAGAAGAAAAAAUCAAAAACAAUCACAGAGUCAACCAAAGAUUCAACUAAAAAGAAAAAAUUUAAAUUUAUCUCAGAAUCAGUUGAUAUGAAUGUAUGGGGAGGGGACAUAAAAUUGCAGGAACAUUCAGACACUGCAUUGUGUGAUGAUGAAUCUGCAUCAAGUUUACAAGAAAGUGAAGUAAUACCAUCAAGUCUAGACAGUGAAAUUGAUCAUAACACAAUCACUGUCUCUAAGAAAAAGAAGAAAAAGCAGAAAUCCCAUGAGAAAGAUUUUUUAAAUGUUCCACAAUUCAGGAGUAUGAAAAAAUAUGUCAAACAAGAAUUUCCUAUAGAUUGGCAGGCUGUUGCUGAAUACCUUGAUUCAGAAAACUUUAACAGCUCUAAUGGUACAGCAGAAAACACUGAAUCUGAUUAUCAUCCUGAUAAUCAGAGCCUCAUCAUGCCAACAAAAAAUAUAGACACAAUAUUAUAUGGUUAUGAAAUACCUAUGGAUGAUGAAAUUGGUAAGAUAACAUCAGAUUACACUAAUAGUGAAAAAUUAAAAGUAAAAAGGAAACAUAGGAAAAAGCACAAAAAUAAAAUAGAUGAAAUCAAAACAGACCCAAAUGAAAUGGUACAGAUGAUUAAUUAUUGUGAUUCACAAUUGGAUGAAGAAAUGGUAUUGAAAUCAGAAUAUCAGAGGAUGGAACCUCAAAGUGAUUCAAUACCAAAGAAAAAAUCCAAAAAAAGGGAAACCUGUAAUCAGGGAGUGAUUGAAGAUAUUCCAUUGAUUCACAGUAAUCCCAAAUUGGAUCAGUUUUUGAGCAGUGAAUUGUUAAUGGGGGAAGCAAUUCCUACAACUCCAAGGAAACAAAAAAGAGAGAAAUUAGAAGAGUGGGACAGAGAGUAUCUUUCAAAAUCUGCCAUAUCAAUCCCAAAAGCUAAAAGAAGAAGGAGACUUGGAGACAUUUCAGUCAGUGGUAUCUUGAGAGAUUAUGAACAAUCCAUUAUUACAUCUGAUGUAUUAACAGUACAAAGUUUACAAACAGAACCACAAGAAGAGUUAUCUGAUGGACCACAAAUGGAGAACAAAUCAGCUAUAGAAAAUCCUACUCCCAUUUCCCAAAAAUACAAUAGAUAUUACUCCAUUUACAAAAGUGACAGUGAUGAGCCAACAAGCCCUAAAAAAUGUAUUAAUGGAACAUCAACAAAUGACUACAGAACUUACAGUAAUGAAGAUACAGAAGUAGAUGUUGAAGAGAAUUGCAGGUUUCCAAAUCAGCUAGCAAACAUUGAAAAUAAUACAAAAACAAGAAAGAGUACUGGUGGUGCCACUGAUAGUGAUUCUGAUUAUUCUGAUGAGCUGACCAGGCCUGUUGAUGGAUCAAUGCAUAGUACAAGGAAAACUAUAUUAGAUUAUUUCAAAAGCUCAAAGGGUGCAGUUUCUGGAAGUAGAAAUUCAAUUUCAAAGAGAGCUCAGCAAAUAGUGGAAAUAUCUUCACACAAAAAUGAUGAAAAUACUGAGAAUGUAAACAAGAAAUCACAAACGCCGCCAGUUUCUUUACAAGAUAAUAUUUCAGAAGACCACACAAGGAACAUUGACAACAACAAUAUAAAAAAUGAAAAAACAGUAAUGAAGAUCAUUUCUCAGAAUUCCACUAAAAAUGGAGAUUUUAAUAACUCCAAAAUAACUAAGAAUAAUGUGGAGAAGAAUAUAUUGAAUGGUAAUGAAAAUUCAAGGGAUUUUGACUCAGAACUUGAAAUUUCAACACCUAAAGAAAAAGUAAAUUCACCACGACCAAUAGUGCAAACAAAUCAUACCACUGGAAGUCAAGAAAAAAAUUAUUCUGAACAAGAUGAACCCAUUGUGAAGACCCGAUCAGGAAGAAACUUUAACAAUAAGUCGGCUGUUGAAACUACCGAAUUGGAAAAAGAAAUUCUGAAGAGUCUGACGAUUUUCCUACCAUUCCCAAUUCCUCCUUUGCAUAAAACUAUAUUAUACAGAAAAAUUCCAGAAGAUGUCCAGCACCUCAGUAUAAAAUCUGGUGCUUUCAGCAAAGAUGAAGACAAUGUGAUAAUGAAUAACUGGAAGCAAUUUUGUGAUGAACAUAACUUGGAUGUAAAACCAUGUGCCUUCUUCCAUGUCGGAAGAUUGAAGAAAAUAGAGAGGAUUAAGUUUCUGCAAUACAUUUCUCAUGGCUUAGAUGAUCGUCUUCCAUCGAGAGUCUUUGCUAGAUUCAAAAAAAUAUAUGAAAAUAUGUCCAUACGGAGAGGACGAUUUUCCCAAAAAGAAGACAAGGAGAUUUUGCGUUUCAUGAAAGAACAUGGAGACUCUGACUAUCCAUUUGUGAAUCUGGCGAAAAUUUUGAAUAGGAAUAAUACCGCGGUUUUGAAAAGAUACGAAACUUUAACAAACACAAAAAACCAAAGCAAACUCACUUGGACUGCAGACCUAUCGGGAAAACUUAUCAGACGGAUGAUGAGAAUUGGAAAGUGUGAAAGAGUUGAAGAUCUCGAGAAUCUACAACUCAGCACUGAACAGUGGAAUAAAUUAUCAAGAAAAAUGGACAUGUCUGUAAAAAAAUUACGGAGAGGUUGGAAAAUAACCGUAUAUCCUCGAUUAUUCUCAAAAGCUAGUAUACUGGAAGUCAAGAAUAAAAUUUUCCAUUUAUUGAAGGAGAGAAAAGAAAGUGAUUGGAGGAAGGUUGACUGGAAGGAAAUUGCAAAACACUUUGUUGGAUUCACACCUGAAAAGGUUUACAAUUUAUUCAGAACAUUGGUGAAUUUUCAUGUACCCAAGAAUAAACAAUCUGAUCUGGGAGAAUGUCUGAAAGUAUUGAAUGGUUUCAGUAUCAGGCAGAUUAAAAAAUUCAGAAGAUUUGUCUUCAAGGAUGGUCAACUGAAAUAUGAAAAUGAGGAGAGUGAGGAAGAUGAGUCUUAA
This is a messenger RNA of Phaedon cochleariae (mustard beetle), 3078 nucleotides long. The record is from the annotation of a GenBank genome assembly. NCBI's taxonomy places the organism in Eukaryota, Metazoa, Arthropoda, Insecta, Coleoptera, Chrysomelidae.